AUGAGUAGCAACUGCAACCAGGAAGAAAUUGGCCAAAUGCGUGGCGGUCUACUUUUUGUAAAGACAAAGGAUCGUCCUGGAAUUGUCAACUUCUAUCAAGAGAAGAUUGGAAUGAAAGUGUGGCUGGAACAACCAGAGAUUACAGUUCUGUCUCAUGGCAACCUGCUUAUUGGAUUUCACCAGCUACCAACAGACGCAACAACUCCUGUUACCACGGAAGGCAUCAUGUACACCUUCGUAUACCCAACCAAAGCAGAAGUCGAUGCCAUGUACGAGAUAUUUCGUGACACUACAGCAGACGGGCCUCCACGAGAAAACACCAAGUAUCGCAUCUAUCAAUUCUUUGCAGCAGAUCCAGAAGGCAGGCAGCUAGAAUUCCAAGCGUUCUUGCAUCCUCUGGAGCCUAAGAACGCACUUGAUAGGUACGGCGUACGUUCCGUAGACUUUUUGCCAUCCCAAGCUUUUUAA
This is a messenger RNA of Seminavis robusta, 468 nucleotides long. The record is from the annotation of a GenBank genome assembly. NCBI's taxonomy places the organism in Eukaryota, Bacillariophyta, Bacillariophyceae, Naviculales, Naviculaceae.